Messenger RNA from Corylus avellana, 1025 nucleotides. RefSeq names its product stem-specific protein TSJT1. The record is from RefSeq and is a predicted model, not a curated record. Lineage: Eukaryota; Viridiplantae; Streptophyta; Magnoliopsida; Fagales; Betulaceae.
CACAAACGUUGUUCUUCAUCGAGCUGUUUUAGAUCUGCUUGAAGUUUGUUGAUUUGUGUUGUGGAGGAAGUUUUUUUGAAAGCAAGAAGAGAAGAAGAAGAUGUUGGGGAUAUUCAACAAAGGGUUUGUUCAGCCGCCGCAGGAGCUUAAUAGCCCGGCGCCAUUGAAAUCCUCUGUGAAGCCCAAGCUUUCACAAGAGAUUCUCAGGGAUUUUGUUUCUCAUGAUUCUGGUAAUGCUGUCUCCAUCAGCUUUGGAGAUGGAACCUCUUUUUCUUAUCUCCCACCAGAGAAACCAUUUUCCAUUCAUCAGAGUAUGUUCUGUGCUGUGGAUGGAAUAUACUGCAUUUUCCGGGGGAGCUUAAACAAUCUGUGCCAUCUGAUCAAGCAGUAUGGGCUAUCAAAGGGCACCAAUGAGGCGAUGUUCGUGAUUGAGGCCUACAGGACUCUCCGUGACCGUGGCCCAUACCCGGCCGAUCAGGUCCUCAAAGAUCUGGACGGCAGCUUUGGCUUUGUGGUCUUUGAUGACAAUGCAAAAACUGUGUUUGCUGCUCUGGGUGGGAAUGAAGAAAUCAGGCUGUUCUGGGGGAUUUCAGCUGAUGGUUCUGUGAUAAUUUCUGAUAAGUUGGAGGUUGUAAAAGCAAGUUGUGGUAAAUCAUUUGCGCCAUUCCCUAGUGGGUGCAUGUUUCACAGUGAGCAUGGAUUGAAGAGCUUUGAGCAUCCAACGAAGAAAAUGAAGGCAGUGCCUAGGAUUGAUAGCGAGGGGGUCAUGUGUGGGGCCAACUUCAAGGUUGAUGUCCAAUCGAAGAUCAACAGCAUGCCACGUGUUGGCAGCGAAGCCAACUGGGCACUAUGGGGCUCAGAAUCCUGACCAUUCAAUCGAGAUUCUUAAAUUCAAUUAUGUGAAACCCCCUCAUCCCCCUAAAGGCUGGAUUUUAUGUUAAUUUUUCUGGUUGUAGAGAGUUUAAAUUGACGUGCAGUUCUUGUAAAUAUAAAUAUAAAUAAAAUAAUGUUGUUUUAAAGUAUUA